Naegleria gruberi is the source of this 3417-nucleotide messenger RNA. RefSeq lists its product as uncharacterized. The transcript has a single exon. NCBI's taxonomy places the organism in Eukaryota, Heterolobosea, Eutetramitea, Acrasida, Naegleriidae. The record is from RefSeq and is a predicted model, not a curated record. The coding region runs from base 1 to 3417 and encodes 1138 amino acids.
AUGCAAUUUAAUAACCUACUCGGAAAUACCACUACUCCUAAUAUAACUACCAUUAAUUCUGGUGAUGGUAUUAGUAGUACUAUUGGUAGUAGUACCAAUGACAUUCUCUCAACAUCACAAUUAUUGAACAAUUUAAUUAGUCAUAAUAGUCAGGGGUCAUCAUCUACGAACACCUUCAACCUGAUUACCCUCAAACCAAUGGAAUUUCCUCUUCCGAAUAUAAUGUCUGAAUCUUUUGAGUCAUCAUUUGUGUUUGAUAAUUCUCAUAGGCCUAAACCCACAAGUCCAAUUAUGUUCACGAUACCAUAUCAACGCCACUCAUUGAUACUUCCUGAUGAGUUGGUUAUUGGAUAUUCAGAAACAACAAAGGAAAUGGCUGAUUUAUUGACUAGCUCAGAAACAGAUGUAUGUGUUGGAGAAUUUUCAUGUGGAGGCGAAGUUGAGAAUAUUCCAGGACUUCCUGGAUUACAAAUUUGUGUACCAUCCAAUGAAAGUGGAGCAACUGUUGAAUUGAAACAUUGCUCUCUCCCUAUUACUAAUUUAAAUCAAGCUCAAGACAUCAUUUCAGUGGCAUCAAAGGCACCUUAUGGGAAGGGAGAGCUGACACUUAUUGAUGAAACUGUGAGAAAAAGUUGGCAACUUGAGCCAUCCCAAUUCAUUAUUUCUAAUCCUAAAUGGAAUGGUUUUGUGGGAAAUAUUGUUGAAAAUGAGUUACGAAAUGGACUUGGUAUUCCAAAACACAAACGAAUUACUCAUAGUCUUUACAAACUGCUUCUCUAUGAAACUGAUGGACACUUUGAUUAUCACAGAGAUACAGAGAAGGAGAGUGGUAUGUUUGCAACUUUGGUAAUUCAUCUUCCUUCAGUGUAUUCUGGUGGAGAGCUAAUUGUAAAACAUUCUGGGAAUGAAAAAAUCUAUGAUUUUUCAAAGAAUUCAAGUUAUAAGGUUUCAUACACUGGAUUUUUCUGUGAUUGUGAACAUAAGGUGAAUAGAGUUUCGAGUGGAUACAGAUUAUGUCUAAUUUAUAAUGUUUGUUAUAAUGGGGCUUUGGAUUCCAUCCCCUCAUUUAAUAUGAGGAGUAAAUUGGAGAAAUCAUUCAUAAACCUAUCUGAAAGAUGGGAAAAAACCGAACCUCCCUUCAUUGUUUGGUUACUAGAACACAAAUAUACUAUGGAAGGUUUAUCAGCUUCGAAUCUGAAAGGGAAAGAUCAAAUGCUGUACACAUUCUUAUCUGAACUCAAUCAAGAACAUUUAUUAUUCCAUUUAUUUAUUGGAAUAUUUGAAAAAGAAGUUAGUGGACAAUUGGAUGGAGAUCACUAUGAUUAUUAUGGAGAUGGUGAUGAUUGUGGUUCUGAUUCUGAGACAGAAAUAGAGGUCAGAAGUGAUCUAAUAUGUGAACCAACUGUUCGAUAUAACUUGAAAAAUGUGAAAACAACUAGUGGGUCUUCAUUUUCCAGUUUGCCAUCAAAUAUGAUGCUUUCUAAUAUAAUUCCAUACGAAAGACUCGAGGAUCAACACUUUGCAAAUUCUCGAAUUGAGCACACAGGUAAUGAGGGAACCAAUUUAGAUAAGUGGUAUAGAAACGGAUGCAUAGUUAUUGUUUCUAGGAGGUUUGCUACAUCCCUCUUCAACAAUUACGCUCACACCCAGGAUGUGGAUUACAUUUGCCAACAAUUAUUUAUGGAAGCAACAAGUCUGAAACCUAAUGCACUCACUCAACUUUUGCAAUUUAUACCUAAAUGUGCAAAUAAGCUUUCAGAAGAUUUAAUGGUUAGGAAUAUAAUUCAACUUCGAAAUUAUGAGGUUUUGAAAUGUUAUCUUGAUGCUCAUCCAAGUUUAUCUGAUUUUGGUUGGAGUGCCAUUGUUGGAAUCUUCCCAAUGAACCAAUUGAAGGAUCAAUUUAUUGAAAAGUUCGUCCAAAAAGCGUUCCAGUCUACAAUACAGGACAGAAUAGACCACGUUCAGUUUGUUAUCAAUGAAUUCUCCAAGGAUGUUAAUGGAAAUGUUUUUAUCAAAGAGUUCUUUGAUAAGAUUUUUGAAAGAUUGGCCACUCAACACCUCCCUAAUACUUAUCUUCACACCAUUUUGAGAUACAUGAUUGAAAGACAAAUGCCAUUCACAGAAAAUGCCAUUUCAGCAAUUUUGAAAAGGGCAGAUGCGACAGUUUUUCAAUUAUUACUUCCUUAUUGUUCACUGCACAAUACUCUACAUUUGGAAGAUGUUUUACUAUCAUUAUUGGAUAAUAUUUCGUGUUUUACUAAUUGUUAUGGAAUAUUCUUUGAGAACUCCUCAAAAGUGAAUAAGCAAUUAUUACAAGAAAAGAUGCAAGUGUGCCUUCCUGAGCUCACCAACAAGUUUUAUGAGCAAGCUAUGGUCAUUGCAACCUAUUGUGAAAACAAUUUCACAAAUGAGGAAUGCAAAUAUGCAUAUGAUAUUUUGAGAAAUUCAAUUUGGAUGGAAUUUACCUCUCAACCACAGCUAACAUCAAAUAUGUGCAUUUCAUUUAUAUACAUGUUUUGUAGAGAGUGUAUUCCUGAUAAUUUUAACAUAAUAGUCUCAAGUAUAUUGAAUAGAUGCGACACAUUUGAUAGAGUGGAAUCUGUGCUCAUUCCACUACUUAAAUGGUUGGAAACUAGUAAUUUUAGAGCUUCUCUAUUGAAUGGGUCUUCUUUAUCAUUACUCAUAACUGGUGCAUUAGGAAUAGUAUCGACUCACAUUCAAAAUAUCCAACAGUUGCCAUGGAGUUGGAAAAUAGAACCUUUAAAAUCAAAUUGUAGGAAUUCUGGAAUGUUUGUCGGUUCUAGUCCGUGUAGCACCUGUGAGUCUGUGAGAACCUACUUGUUAGAUCCCAAUAGAGUAACUUUUGAAAUGAGAAACACACAAGGUCAGAGAGAUCAUGUUAUUUCGAAUAUUGAAAAGCUCUGUAACCCUUCUUUCCUUGAUAUUAGAAAGGAAUAUAGAAAAAUAACCAUCACCAAGAUUAGCUCUCCUCAAAAUGAACUAAAGAAGAAUUUAUCUCACGUUCAAAAGGUAUUGAAAUAUCUUAACUCACUUCAGCAACAAAUAACUUUACAACAAGCCUCACUUUCAACCUAUCAACCUCCUCAAUUGGUAUUAACAAAUGAUUAUACUGAAAAUUAUUCUCGUGUCAACAACUAUCUGGAUAAUUUAUUAAGGGGAUGCAAUCAAAUCACACAGGAAACAAGAAAACAGAUAUUUACAUUUUUCAUGGGAGAAAAUCGAAACUGCCAGGAACAAUAUGUAAUUCACUCAGAAGAGCUCAAUGAUGAAAUUGUAACAAUAUACUUUUGCAUGGAUCAUGUUUCAAGAAAAUGGCAAAAGAUUACAAAACGUUCUUCCAGUACUUGUCAGCAAACACUUGAACAACAGCCAGCUCAAAAGAAACUCAAACAGUAA